Arachis duranensis is the source of this 1248-nucleotide messenger RNA. Its product is annotated as fasciclin-like arabinogalactan protein 14. Bases 1 to 1248 code for a protein of 415 amino acids. NCBI's taxonomy places the organism in Eukaryota, Viridiplantae, Streptophyta, Magnoliopsida, Fabales, Fabaceae. The record is from RefSeq and is a predicted model, not a curated record. The transcript has 2 exons. Gene Ontology annotation, cellular component: plasma membrane.
AUGAGUUUCAAAAGUUCAUUGUUUCCACACUUGGCACUUUUCAUCCUAUACUUUUCUGCCACUCAUGCAUUUGACAUUGCACAAAUGCUAUCACAAUAUCCAGAGUUUUCAUCAUUCAAGAAAUUCCUAACGGAUACAAAGAUCGUGGACCAAAUCAACAGCCGGAAAAGCGUGACGGUGAUGGUGAUGGACAACGCUGCUAUGAGCGCCGUAGCCGGAAAAUCACCAGAUAUCAUCAAGGCGAUCCUGAUGACUCACGUGAUUCUUGAUUAUUACGACGAAAGGAAGCUUAUGUUAGCGCAAGGCAGCAAUGUGUUACUCACCACGCUUUAUCAAACCACAGGGCUUGCCGUAAACAAUCAAGGAUUCAUCAAGGUAGCCCUUGUCGGCGAAGGCGAAAUCGCCUUCGGCUGCGCGGCGCCUGGUUCCCCCUUAGAUGUCAAGCUUGUUCAAACUGUAACCACCCAACCCUACGACGUCUCAAUUCUUCAAGUUACAAAACCUAUUAUAUGGCGUGGCCAAGAUGCUGCGAAACCCGCUUCGUCAAGUGCAGUAAAACCAGCAUCUUCACAAGGAGCAUCUUCACCGAUUCCAUCACAAGGCGCAAAUGCACCCAAAGGAGCUGCAGCUUCAGGGACUACAAAGCCGAUUCCUCCACAAGCUGCAACCCCGGCCGCCGCGGCGGGAACAAAACCGGUGCCUUCAAGUACAGGACAUGGAGCAAAUGCGUCUAGUUCGGCCAACGGAACCGCUGUGAAUCCAGUGCCUUCGACUGCAAAUUCCUCCACAUCUGCUGCUCCUACAAAAAGCGGUGGAAAUGCACCAAGCCCUGCUCAAGGCCGCGGCGGAAAUGCACCAAGUCCGGCACAAGGACGAUCAUCGUCAACCUCACCACCAUCGUCUUCACCAGGUGCAAGUUCACCAAGUGGAGCAGGCGGUGGUGGUGGUUCGAGUGGUUUGUCACCGUCACCGGGUUCAGCAAGUUCAAUCGCACCAACACCGGUGGCUGUUUCACCUUCUGGAGACACCAUUAACCCAGCUGCACCGAACGCAGGGCCAACGUCAAAUGCAGGAGCACCUGAUUCAUCGGGUAUUUCUCCGGGUCCAGCCAUUGAUGGUCCUACAGCAAUAAGCCCUUCAGAUGCAGCUGCAGACGCACCUCCUUCUUUUGGUAGUUCUUCACGCACCAAGAUUAGUUUGUUUGGUGCGGUUAUUACGGGUUUUGCUUCUCUUUUCGUAGUUUUGUAA